CCAAGUCGAGUUCACAUACACUUUUGCUAAAGUGGCUUUUCCACUUUACUUCACACUCAAUGUUAAGCCAUCAGAUGCUGUUUUGUCAACAUAAUCAGCCAAUCACAAGUAUUUAAGUGUCUCAAAACACCACAUUUGCGAAAUGUUUAAUGUACCCACUUUUGACAACUUGUAAAGUGUUUGAAAAGUGUCGCUUAAAAAUUCUGCGUUUCUACUCUUCCACCAUACAAAACCUCCUGUACAUUUUGUUUUUUGAAGAGCUUACAAUUUAGCAACUUUUUUCGUACCGGAAGAUCUAACUUUUACAGCUUACUAAGUUGAAUUUUCUCUUUCAAUUUUUGGAACCCACUAUGCCCUUUUCAUUGUAAUUAUGAUUGACAUUACCACGUGACAAGUUGAUGCAAUGGGUUACUCAGUCAUCUGAUCAAACAUGCUUCUAAAAGCGUUGUUUUGGAAAUAUAUAAAAACAACUGAAUUAAAACUAAAAUUAAUUAUUAGGAGCUUUGUUCCUGCUUGGGUUUAUCUUACUGAGUUCUCAGUUGCUGGCACCAAGUUAUCGAAAUGAAGAUCACAGCAGUUAUAUUCAGUGUCUGCUUUUCGUUGGCUUUGGCUUGUUCCGAUUUUCCGAAGUAUUCGCCGUGUGAUAUGCAAGAAAAUCCUCAUUGCAGUUGCGCAGAGGGUUUAGCCUGCAAAGUAACACGAGAAAUUGACAUGGACGGCCAAACAGCUCUCAUCAAGCAAUGCAUGCCGGUUAACGAGCGCAUUGUCGUUGAAAGACUCACAGAAGAUGACGUGAAGGAGACCUUGAAUCCUGGAAGUGCGACACUGGAUCAGACAGCGAGAUUUUACCCCGGAAAGAAAUGCACCUCCGCGGCCGACUGUUUCUGGCCAAACACUUGCUGCAUGUUUAACAAGCGCUGUGGCUUAAAACUGAUGAAAUACUUCACUUGUUACUUCAAGAGCGUGCACAAGUGUGGCUGUAUGGAUGAUUUAGUGUGCAAGACCACGACUCACGUGACCUUGCCAAUCGUCAAAAUUCCGUUUCCCAUCAGGCAGUGCGUGCCAAAAGACGAAGCUUAGUUCUUCAAUUCCAUGCAACGAUGGCGAAAUGAAAUAAAAAGCUAUUUAUAAAUGGCUAAAAAUAGUCCUAUUUGCUCUCUUUUCUACUCAAACCAGUAUGGGUUCUCGUUAGGCAAAUUGUAUUUGUCUGAAAAGCCACAGAAUAUUAUUUCCUGGUAAAUAUUUAAUGUACAUUAACCAGGUAUUCCACGCAACCGAAUCGUACACAAGCUUACAGCGAAAGUGACGCGCGGAUAGAUCAGGAGAAAAAUCAUAUUCAAAGCCAACAGAAUCUUAUUGGUCAAAGUAAAAAAGUAAAAGUAAAGUCUGCAUACGAGCCAAGUGGCCCACCAGGCCGG
Molecule: messenger RNA, 1418 nt
Organism: Orbicella faveolata
Lineage: Eukaryota; Metazoa; Cnidaria; Anthozoa; Scleractinia; Merulinidae
Biological process (GO): lipid catabolic process; digestion
Cellular component (GO): extracellular region
Molecular function (GO): enzyme activator activity
Source: RefSeq, a predicted model, not a curated record